AUGGGACGCAGAUCACGAGCGGGCUCGAUCACGUCGACGACUUCGGUGGGCACGGCGACGAUCGAGUCGAUUGUUCUGGAAGAAAUGAAGCCUCGGGCCAGAAGCAAGUCGUUAAGCGAGCUCGAUCCGGUGACCAACGCUGACGUGACAAAACCGGUGAUGUACCCAUUUUCGGCGAGGGAAAAAGAGACCUUGUGGAGCGAGUACACGCAGGACUACAUGGGCAGCUGUAUACUCAGCGUUGACGACCAAUGGAUGAUAGAUGAGGCCACGAGCCAGGAAGUGCUGGAGUUCCAGAACUAUCUGCGCUACAACUACGAGGAAAAUAAGCAGUUUCUGAAGGAAACCAACGCGAUAAUCCAGGACCUGAACAGGCUGCUGUUCAUUGGAGACCAGGUCACGCUGCAAACGGUGGACUUCCAGAAGAAAUCUACGCAGCUGAUUGCAGAGAUCGAGCAGCUCGACAGGUUGCACGAGGACAUCUCCCGCAAUCUGACGCUAUUCGAGAAGCUCGAUCCGAUUGUGCAGACGCUCAACACCAGCAGCAGCGGGUCGAUCGUCACCAAAGACAGUUUCCGCCACGAUAUCCUGGAGGAGCUGGACCGGUGUCUUGCUUUCGUGCACGAUCCGGAACACUCUUCUUUCAAGGAAAUUGGCAUUUACAGGCAUAGAUUCAAGCAGUGCAUGAUCAGAGCUCUCACACUGGUGAAAAACUACAUCGCCACGGCGAUCCGCGAGCUGGAAACGGCUCUGCAGCAGAAAAUCACAGAAAAAAAGAAGGAGCAGGGCACAGUGUCUGCCAGCACCUCGGUCCUGGUGGACGCGUUUGUGUAUAUCCAGUUUGAGGAGGACGCUGCCAAGUAUACUGGACUCUUUGAGGAGCUGUACACACGGGCAGUUAAGGUGCAGGACCAGGAGUACCUGGGGCUGUUAAAUGACUGCUAUAACCAGUACUUUAGAUCGCGCUCCAAUCUGCUCAAUUCUGUCGUCCAACAGCACAUCGCGGCGCAGGAUACUUCCAAGGGCUGCAUCCAGCUGGCACAGAGCAACAUCCCGUACUUCAUCAAGCUGAUGGAGCGCGAGUACGACAUAUUUAGAAGACUUUUUUUCUUGGCUCCUCAGAAAUGCAGCCACGACGUGGACAAUUCCACGAACCUGCUGUCGCUGUCGAAAUGGUUCGAGGAGCUGUUGGAUCCACUGUACAACUUGCUAAGAAACAAGAUAAUACGCGAAAAGAGCAUUUCAGAGCUCUGCGAGCUCAUCUCAAUUCUGCAGAACUAUGACGACGUGGAGGAGUUUGACGCGGAGGGGCAGACAGAGGAGUCCGACAUGUUCCACCACGACGCGCCGUUGCAGGAGAAGAUCCACCUUGGCGAGCUUUUCCGGCCGAUUCUGGAAGACGCACAGACAAGACUCGUGUUCAGGGUGCAGGCCUACGUGGACGAACAUAUUGUCAGCUAUAAGAAAACAGGCAGAGAGCUGACGAUCGGACAUCGCCGCAAAAACAGCGUUUCCGACCCUAUAGCCGAGGAGCCACUGCAGCAGCCAGACAGAGAGCUUCGUGGCGACAGCAUUUUCUCGCUGGACAACACCACGCUGACGCCCCAAAGCCUCGAGUUUGUGUAUCCGCCUAUCGUCAACGCUGUCCAGUUAUUGAUGAAGAUCUACCAGCUGCUGAACCCGAGCGUGUUCGACGAUCUUGCCAACGCGGUUGUCCACCUCUCGAUACUGUCGUUGCACGCGAAUUUCGGCAACGUCCCUGGUGUCGAGUCCAAACUGUACGAAAUUAAAAACCUCAUGUUUCUGCGAGAGUACAUUUCAACGUUUGAGAUAGAACACGUGCGCCGCGAAACGAAUUUGGACUUCAGCGGGAUCAAGAAGAUGUUCAGCAGGUUCAUGCGCGGCGACAAUACCAAGGAGACGAUCGACACGAACUUCUCGGCCGCGAAUGCUGCGAACCCUGAGCAGAACCGAUUCAUGAACUUGUUGCUGGGCUCGGUUCCGCGGGUGGUGAACGACUACGUGGACUGUCGGUACGAGAUUCAGAUGGCGCUCAGAAACGCAGUGCACGAGUUCAUCGACGAGUCGUCCCGGCCGUUCACCAAACCGCUAGAGCUCUAUCCUCAGCAGUCUUUGCGCAAUGUCAUGGAGAAGUUCAUGCGGACCCUGAAAAACGAGUUGCCCCGUCUCAAACCACGCAUACUAGCGUACUUGAAGGACGACAGGAUUUUGAGCUUUCUGCUGGAUGGAAUCCAGGAGACCGUGAUGAAGGCAUACGAACAGUUCUAUUCCAGGGCAGAGACAGAAAAGUCCGAGGACAUCGAGCAUCUCGUGGAUGUGGACGUCGUGAUCUCGUUGUGGGCGGACCAGAUCAGCGAGAUGAUCUCGCUGGACGACCCGGAACUUGACCUAGACGUGUACUCUGACGACGAACAGCGAGUGAGCGAAAACGGAGACGUCAGCAACCUGAAUCUCAAUGCGCUAAAGUAA
Messenger RNA from Ogataea haglerorum, 2490 nucleotides. RefSeq lists its product as uncharacterized. The record is from RefSeq and is a predicted model, not a curated record. The transcript has a single exon. Lineage: Eukaryota; Fungi; Ascomycota; Pichiomycetes; Pichiales; Pichiaceae. The coding region runs from base 1 to 2490 and encodes 829 amino acids. Gene Ontology annotation, cellular component: cis-Golgi network; COG complex; membrane. Gene Ontology annotation, biological process: autophagy; intra-Golgi vesicle-mediated transport; cytoplasm to vacuole targeting by the Cvt pathway.